UUAACACCUAAAGAACACACGCGACCGUUACCUGCCCUUGGUUUAAAUAAACCCUUUCACCGCCAAGAAAGCUAUCAAGCCAAACGCAGAGAGAGUACGCUUGAAUCUUCUUCUUCUGGUAGGUUUUUUUCGUGGUUGAUUGCACUCGUUUAGGUUUACAAGCAGCGUCGGACGUGUUUCGUGAAUUGUUCUACUCAUUUUGAGUUUUUUCCGUGGUUGAUCGCAAUAGUAUAGGUUUACAAGCAGCGUUAGACGUGUUUCGUGAAUUGUUCUACUCGUUCUGAGCUGUAAAGAAGCAUCAGGCAUGUUUCGUGAAUUGUUCUAGUCGUUCUGAGAUAACUGCAAACACUGCAAUGAGAUGCAACGCGUGCUGGCGAGAGCUGGAAGGAAGAGCUAUUUCUACCACUUGUGGCCAUAUCUUAUGUAAUGAAGAUGCCAGCAAGAUACUAAGUAAUGAUGGAGCUUGCCCUAUCUGUGAUCAAGUUCUUUCUAAAAGUCUCAUGAGACCUGUGGAUAUCAACCCAAACGAUGAAUGGAUAAAUAUGGCUUUGGCUGGCAUAUCUCCUCAGAUUUUAAUGAAGAGUUCAUAUAAAAGCAUCAUGUUCUACAUUGGACAAAAAGAACUUGAAAUGCAAUACAAGAUGAAUAGACUAGUAGCCCAGUGCAGGCAAAAAUGUGAAACAAUGCAAGAAAAGUUCACAGAAAAAAUGGAGCAAGUGCAUACACAAUAUCAGAAAUUGGCCAAACGGUGCCAGCUGGCAGAACAAGAAAAUGAGAAUUUGUCUAAAGAUAAGCAGGAGCUCCAAGAAAAAUUCUCUGAAAAAUCCAGGCAAAAGCGGAAACUGGAUGAGAUGUAUGACCAGUUGAGAAGCGAGUAUGAAUCGGUCAAACGGUCAGCAAUUCAACCUGCAAACAACUUCUUCUCAAGAACCGAUCACGAUUUGUUUGCUAGUCCAGCUAACAUGAUGGAUAACAGAGAUCCCAUGAGGAAAGAUUGGUCGGUUUCCACCCCGGACACUCCAGGACCUCGGGAAGACAUAUGGCCACAAGCAGCAAGGCAGAACAGUUCAAACUCUGGGCCGUUUGACAUCUCUGCUAGCCCACCUGUUAAACAUUCAGGAAUUCCAGUUGAAAACAGACGACCUAUUGGCAGACCUAUGUUCGGCGGCGGCGGCGGCGGCGGUGUUGGUGGUGGUGGAUCAAGUAAUCCGUCUAUGACCUUGAGAAAUCUGGUAUUAUCACCAAUGAAGCGGCCUCAGCUCUCACGUAACCGCCCUCAGUUGUUCACGCUGUAGAUCCGAGAAGAGAAAGCAGUUAUAGUCAGUGGGUCCUUCCAUCUCUUAAUAUGAGUAACUAAAAAUAAAUAUACUUUUACAUGCAUCUCCUAAGUAAACAACUUGUCUGAAGUUUUGAUUGUUGCUUACUUUUGUGUAAUCUACUUAUCCUGCACGUGGUUACUAGGGUGUUCAUAAAUUGUUAAAA
This is a messenger RNA of Helianthus annuus (common sunflower), 1482 nucleotides long. RefSeq names its product E3 ubiquitin-protein ligase CCNB1IP1 homolog. The transcript has 12 exons. Gene Ontology annotation, biological process: chiasma assembly. Bases 354 to 1295 code for a protein of 313 amino acids. NCBI's taxonomy places the organism in Eukaryota, Viridiplantae, Streptophyta, Magnoliopsida, Asterales, Asteraceae. The record is from RefSeq and is a predicted model, not a curated record.